AUGAACACAGUGUUGAACUCACGCUUACUGGAUUUUGGGAGCGAGGAUACUAUGCGCUUAUCCCUAGUGGCCGCUGCAUUGCUCUACUUCUUGUUACAAAGCCUUAUUGGCAUCCCAGAAUAUGAACAGGCCCGCCUCCGAGAAUUGUACAGCGUUCCGCAACAAAAUCUAUUUCCAGCAGGGGUGCCUUGCAAUUUGCAAAGACGGAGCAGAAACAUUUGUGAUACUCUCAUGUCUCCGGCGGAUAAAGGAGCUGUUGUCUUCUGGGCAUCCCAAAGCGGCACUGCGGAGGCUCUGGCAUCUCGCUAUGCCUCUGAACUUUCGACGGCUUUUCCCUUGAGGGCGAUGACUGCCAACCUGGCAGACUACGAUCAUAGACAUAUGCCAAAAGUACCGUCCCAAGCACUCUUGGUGUUUAUUUUGUCAACAUUCGGUGACGGUGACCCUCCUGAUAACGGCACCGCGCUUCUCGAGUCCCUUCACCAGCUUCGCAAGCAAGGUGGCAACCUGAACAAUGUUCGAUAUCACAUUUUCGGCUUGGGGAAUUCCAACUAUACCUACUUUAACAAAUAUGCGCUCGAUAUCGACGGUAUGCUGAAGGGUAUGGGCGCUACGAGGCUAGGUCGGCUUGGUCUGGGUAACGAUCGUGAAAACUCCACCGAGGAGGAUUUUGUGGCCUGGAAGAAUGAGACCAUCCAGCAAGUGGCCAGAACAUUGCAUCUGCGGCCCGUGGAACGAGAAUAUUCCCCUCGCAUACAAAUUCGCCCUUGUGACACAAGGCACGGAGUCUCGCCAACCGUUUAUUAUGGCGAGCCACAGUAUGCUCCUCCCACUGCUGAUAGGAGUACCACCGUUGUUCUUCCUAUUAUACAGGCAAAACAGCUUAUGCUCUCCAAAGAGGCCAUUGGCGAGCCUGAGAGUUCACGGGAAUGCGUUCAUCUGGAAUUCAGCCUUGAAGGCCACCCCUCUAUCACCUACGAGACAGGAGACUACCUCUUUAUUUGGCCGGUUAAUCCGGAACAGGAAGUCUCGGCGCUGCUGAAAGUUUUGGGCGUUUGGAACAUGCGCAAGAAUAUUAUCGAUAUCGUACCGGCGGACGAUACCUCGAGCUCGAACAUUCGAAUCCCAACCCCUACGACCAUGGAGAGUCUGUUCCGUUACUUCCUUGACAUAUGCGGACCUGUGUCUAGGGAACUUGUCCGUGGUAUUGCUGAAUUAACCUCGGAUGGUGAUUUCAAACGUCGACUCGAGGCACUCACAAGGGAUCGCGACGCCUUUUACGAAGAGGUCACGUUGAAGAAGUUGACUCUCGCUGCAGUCUUACAAGCGGCCACGACGUCACGAGGUGAAAAUGGAUCGGCAAUCAACGUAGCUGUGUCGUACGUCCUAGAGAAUCUAAAGAAGCUACAGCCUCGCAGCUAUUCCAUUUCGUCGUCCGCCGCUGUGGACCCCCGUGUUGCGGCCAUCACAGCACUCGCAGUCAGUGGUGUUAUGGUGGCCACGUGCCGAUCACAUGCCGUUGCCUGGAAUCUAACCUUCUACAUAUCUCUCUCACCGCUCCAAGAAGUGGCCCUCCUCGUCCUCCUUGCGAGACAUCAUCGUGCCCUUAUCAUCGCUUCCGUGGCAGCCAACAAACUACCACUACUCAACUGCAGGGCCCCGUGGUCUAUUGAAGGGGGGAAGGUUUUCGCCCAUAUCCGCCGAAGUAACUUCAAACUGCCACCAGACCCAUCAACUCCGAUCAUCAUGAUCGGCUCCGGAACUGGCGUUUCGCCUUUCCGUGCUUUUGUUCAGGAGCGCAUGGAGCUUAAGAAGCAAGGAUGCGAAGUUGGGAAAACAGUACUGCUGGUCGGUCACCGAGCUCCAGACGAAGACUACUACUAUCAGGAUCUGUGGCAAGAGGCGAGCAGGGCUCUAGGAAAGAGGUUUGAAGUGUACACGGCUUUUUCACGAGUCGAUACACAACCGCGCCAAUACGUUCAAGAUUUGUUGGCAACCAAGUCUGACCUGGUUCUCGACAUAUUGGCUGCUAAUCAACCAAAAGGUGGAGUUAUGUACAUUUGUGGGUCAUCACUCAUGGCAAAUGGAGUGAAGAAGUCUCUUGUGGAAAUCUGGUCUCAAGGCCAUCUGCAGUCGGUUGCUGGAACUGCCGAAGAGUGGGUUGGAGAACUUAGUUGCUUCAGGCGUUUGCAGGAGGAUUCUUGGGGAUAG
Molecule: messenger RNA, 2211 nt
Organism: Penicillium psychrosexuale
Lineage: Eukaryota; Fungi; Ascomycota; Eurotiomycetes; Eurotiales; Aspergillaceae
Product: NADPH cytochrome P450 oxidoreductase family protein
Exons: 4
Coding region: 1-2211 (736 amino acids)
Cellular component (GO): cytosol
Molecular function (GO): flavin adenine dinucleotide binding; FMN binding; NADPH-hemoprotein reductase activity
Source: RefSeq, a predicted model, not a curated record